This is a messenger RNA of Glycine soja, 1169 nucleotides long. Its product is annotated as chromatin modification-related protein EAF1 B-like. The transcript has 4 exons. Gene Ontology annotation, cellular component: NuA4 histone acetyltransferase complex. NCBI's taxonomy places the organism in Eukaryota, Viridiplantae, Streptophyta, Magnoliopsida, Fabales, Fabaceae. The record is from RefSeq and is a predicted model, not a curated record. Bases 457 to 705 code for a protein of 82 amino acids.
AGUGUGUUUGGUUUGUAGAUGGCACAACUUUCAAGACACCUCAAUGGAAAAGCUUGUGUGUUGUUGCUUUGGGUCAAACCUCAGUUUGAGCAUUUGAAACAUGAAAACAAACACACCUAUAGAAGUCAAUAAUGUUUAGAUGGGAUAUGGAGUUUUGAACUUAUAAUGUUUUAUGUUGUUUUGAAGUAGACAUUGGAGAACUUUACUUUUAUGCUUUUCCUUUUCUUAGUUGUUCACAAUAUUUUCUUCAGCGCUUAUCCUAUGGUGUUUUUAUGUAUUUAACAGAGGGAUCAUGCCAAAAAGAGAUUGGAUAGUCAUCACUUUGAACCUAAUGGAAGUAGCGGUUUGUAUGGCCAGCAUAGUGUGAAGAAGCUGAAGCCAACAAAACAAUCCCUUGAUAAUUUUGACAAUGUUGCUCCAAUAGCUAAUUCUAUUCCCUCCCCUGCUGCUUCGCAAAUGAGUAACAUGUCCAGUCCAAGUAAAUUUAUUAGAAUCAUUAGUGGUGGACGAGAUAGGGGGAGGAAAGCCAAAGCACUUAAGGUUUCUGUGGGACAGCCUGGUUCUGGAAGUCCUUGGUCACUAUUUGAAGAGCAGGCUCUUGUUGUCCUGGUGCAUGAUAUGGGUCCAAACUGGGAGCUUGUUAGUGAUGCUAUCAACAGUACUAGAGAAGGGUUUAGGUCGUAUGACUUGACCCGUAUGACAUGACCCAUAGGCCCACAACGUUUAAAAACCCUUGGAAAAAAGAAAGGUUGAGUUUGGACCAUGAUCUGACCAGACCCAAAGCCCAAAAUGUUUGAAAAACCCUUAUAAAAGUAUUGUAUUCUCGAGAUAUAAAAUUGUGACCAAUUACUAAACUAAACACUGCACCCCAACAAUACUGAGGUACUCUUCCAGUGACCCUGCAACAACCAUCACUGGCAGCUGUGAUCAUCUCUGGUGGCGAUGACCGUCUCCAACAAACUUGUCUCCUUUAUUUCACUCUUUUUAGUUUUUGUCUAUAUUUUUUUUUUUUGUCCACCAUUGCUUCUGCCAUAGGUCCACCAUAUGUAUAUGGCAGAUUUUUGGCUUACAGCCAUAAGCUGUCAUCCACUAUUGAUAACCUUGGUGUUUUUAAGAAUUAUGUUAAUGACUUUAUGUGAUGAGAUUUUGAGACUUUGAUAAUUGUUAUG